This is a messenger RNA of Biomphalaria glabrata, 1446 nucleotides long. Its product is annotated as eukaryotic translation initiation factor 3 subunit M-like. Bases 119 to 1270 code for a protein of 383 amino acids. Gene Ontology annotation, biological process: cytoplasmic translational initiation. The record is from RefSeq and is a predicted model, not a curated record. The transcript is spliced from 10 exons. Lineage: Eukaryota; Metazoa; Mollusca; Gastropoda; Planorbidae. Gene Ontology annotation, molecular function: translation initiation factor activity. Gene Ontology annotation, cellular component: eukaryotic translation initiation factor 3 complex; cytoplasm.
UUUUAAAAUAUACAUUAAAGAGCGACAUUUUUUGACGUCACAGUUUCUAAGUUAUUUCCCUUUAACGCAUGCCUACUUAUUUAACUUAUUUUUCACUCAUUUGGAAUAUUUACAAAAAAUGAAUGUUCCUGUAUUUAUUGACAUUGCCGUUCCUCUUCAGACAUUGGAGUUAAGAACUUUUUUGAAAUCGCUGGGAGCAGAAAUUUCUGAAGAAAAUGCAGAGUCUGGUCUUUUAACUGACCUUAAAAACAUUAUUGAAGCAAGUAAAUUCUGCUGGAGUUUAAACAAUGAAGCAGAUAUUGAAAUGGUUUUCAAUGGGAUCAUUUCCCUCUUGCUUGUGGUGCCUGUCCAAGAAGCAGAAAGUGUGGUCACAUUAUUUUGUGAAAAAGUUGGGAAAUUGCCUGAAGGAGAUAAACGAGUUGCCAUUAGGCUUAGGAUGUUGAGUAAUUUAUUUUAUGGCUUAGAGGAGGAAGCGAGCCUGAGAUAUGUAGUUUUGUGUAGCAUGGUACGUCUGGCUGGACAGAAUGAUCUAUUGUCAAUGGUUCCAGUUGACUUAGAGAAAAUCAAAAAGUGGAUAAAUCUUUGGGAAAUCAGUUCUGCCAAGGUUCAGAUGUUAUAUAGAACUUUACACGAGUCUUUAAUUGCUUGCAAUAUGAGAGAGCUAGCCACCAAAGUAAUGAUAGAACUACUGGGCACCUACACAGAGGAGAAUGCCUCCCAGGCUCGGGAUGAUGCCCAUAAAUGUAUUGUAACUUGUUUAGCUGACCCAAAUACAUUUCUUAUGGACCACUUACUGUCCCUUAAGCCAGUCAAAUUUCUAGAAGGAGAACUUAUACAUGAUCUCCUGACUAUCUUUGUAUCUGGUAAACUUGCCCAGUACCAACAGUUUUAUAAAAACCAUACAGACUUUAUCAACUCUUUAGGUCCAUCACAUGAAGAAAACAUGCGCAAAAUGAGACUGCUGACCUUUAUGCAGAUGUGUGAGAAUACAAAAGAAAUGGCUUUCAGCUUAAUACAAGAUGAAAUGCAGCUUGAGAAAGAUCAAGUUGAGGAGUUUAUCAUUGAUGUUCUAAAGACCAAAGCAGUGAGAGCAAGGAUUGAUCAAAUCCAAGAGAAAGUGAUUGUUAAUUCCACAACAUUUAGGACAUUUAGCAAACACCACUGGCAGGUGAUUCGUCAACAUUUGGCUACAUGGCAAGAGAAUUUGGCACGUCUGGAGAUCAACUUUGAAAAUGUUUCCCUUUUGCAGUCCCAAGUCCAACAACAAUAGUUUUAUGAGAUUUUUAAAUUUUAGGGUGGGGUACAGUUUUAUUUUAACUUAACAACUAGUUUUGUUUCAGUUCUUAAUUUAAACACUACAAUAACUUGGGUCAUUUCUUGAAACAUUUGAUUUUGUACAUAGAAACACUCAUGCAUAAGUUCAAUAAACAUUGUAUGAACUUCCAA